CCUAGGCCUGAGCCGGGCCAGCGAGGCAGCUGUUGGCCGGCCAUGCUGCGAGGGCUGGCGGCAGCGCGGAGGGUCCUGCUGCCCGUGAGGCGCCCGGGGAGCGGCGGGCCGGGGGCGCCAUGGAGUCCGCCCUCUCGCGGGAGCCGCUGGCGGCUGGGCCCCGUGGGGCUGGGGCUGGCCCUGACGGCGGCGGCGGCGGCGGCUGUGGGGAGCGAGGAGGAGCGGGAGGGCCCUCGGCCGGAGAAGGGCUUCGCCCGGGCCGUGGCCAGCAGCAGGGACCUGCUCCAGCGGCUGAAGGAUGAAGUGGGAGCUCCUGGAAUAGUAGCUGGAGUUUCUGUAGAUGGCAAAGAAAUUUGGUUAGAAGGAAUGGGUUAUGCUGACGUGGAGAACCGUGUGCUCUGCAAGCCAGAGACCGUCCUGCGAAUUGCAAGCAUUAGCAAACCUCUGACUAUGGUUGCUGUUGCAAAGUUGUGGGAGGAAGGAAAGCUGGAUUUAGAUGCUCCAGUGCAGAAGUAUGUUCCAGAAUUUCCUGAAAAAGAAUAUGAAGGUGAAAAGGUCACCAUUACAACAAGACUGCUCACUUCACAGUUAAGUGGGAUUCGCCAUUAUGAGAAAGAUAUUUCCAAAGUAAAAGAAGAGAAGGAAAAGGCCAACAGAACCCUGAAGGCUACAAAAGAUAUCACAACAUCUGACAGAGAGAAAGAAGACAAAGUCUCUGAAAAAACUGACUUUGCUAAAGCCAAGCCGGAACACAAAGGCAAUCCUUCCAAAAGUGAAAAGAAAAAAUCAGAGUUUGAACAUAAAGAAUAUUAUUUGAAAGAAAAAUUUGAUAAUGUGAUUGAUUCACUGAACUUAUUUAAAAACGAUCCUUUGUUCUUUAAACCAGGUAGCCAGUUUUUGUAUUCAACUCAUGGAUUUACUCUUCUGAGUGCUGUUGUGGAGAGAGCCUCUGGUCAGAAAUUCACAGACUACAUGCUGAAAAUAUUUAGUGACCUGGAUAUGCUGGCAACAGGAUUGGAUGAUAAUGAGCCCCUUAUAUACAACAGAGCGAGGAACUACAUUCACAACAAAAAAGGCCGUCUGGUCAAUGCACCCUAUGUGGACAACUCCUACAAGUGGGCUGGCGGUGGCUUCCUCUCCACAGUGAGCGACCUUCUUAAAUUUGGCAACGCUAUGCUGUAUGGCUAUCAACUUGGACAGCUGGAAAACCUCGCUGCUGGACUCCUUCCUGGCUAUCUCAAACCUGGCACCGUAGCGAUGAUGUGGAGGCCAGUUCCAAACACAAAAGCACCUGGGGACAAAGAUGUUAAAUAUGGGAUGGCGUGGAGUGUGGUGGAGAAUAAGCAGGAAUAUGGCUUCUGCAGGCGGCAGCGACACUAUGCCUACCACACGGGUGGGGCAGUGGGUGCAAGCAGCGUCCUGCUCAUUCUUCCUGAAGAGCCAGACUCUGCAGCUUCAAACAGUGGCCCACUGGUGCCACCCAAGGGUGUGGUGGUCACAGUUAUUUGUAAUAUGCAGUCUGUUUCCCUUAGCAGCAUUGCCUUAAAGAUUGCAAUGGAAUUUGAACAGGAUAAGUUGGCACAGUACACUGUUAAAAGCAGCUCCUUACAGGAUUAAACAAGGUUCCAAAAGAAAUGUGGAAAGCUAUAUAUGCUGACAGGUGUCCAUAGCACUGAAAGCAUCAUAUUGCAAAGGCAUGCCCCCAUUCUUUGUUGGUUGUGCUGCAUUCAAACUCGCUACUCAGGGAAGCAGCCAUGUGGGUCAAGCAAACUCUCAUUAAAGGUAUUUCUCAGGUGCAAGUUGCCAAAAGUGUGAGCAGUGGUAACUUUUGCCACCUAAAGCCAAAUCUAGUUGCCAAUCACAUCAUUUCACUUCUUCAUUCUCUGAUCUUAAUUGAGAAAUUGACUUUUAACUUUCACUGUUGUAUUUGAAAGAUUGAGAGGGGUAGGGCUGGGCGAUGCCAGCUUUUCAACAUUGUGAUGUACCAGCCAAACAUCCCCAUCUGACGAUACACCAUGAUGUUGAAACAGAGGGAGGAACAAGCUGCAUUGGCCAGGAGCUGAGGCCAAUGCAGCUUGUUCCUCUUGCCAGACACUGGGGGUGGAGGGAGUCAGCCAGACAGUGGUAGCCAAGUGCAGAGUCUGUCAGGAUCUGUGCGUUUGCCUGCCUUUGCCUUCACCCAAGCAAGUAGUCUUUUCUCCUGGGAUGAAAGACCACUCUGGGGGGAAAGACACACCCCACCCUCCUGGGUGAAGGCAGCCAGGUGGUAGCCAAGUGCACAGAGCCUGUCAGGCUCCUUCCGUUUGUCUGCCUUCCCCUACACCCCAGCGAGCGUGCCAGGUCUUUACUCCCAGGUGACCGACCACCCCUGGAGGAAAGAUGCAGCUCACCCUCCCAGACGAAAGCAGCCGGGUGACAGUAGCCAAGCGCCCAGAGCCUGGGAAGCUCCAUUCACAAGGCUGCCUCUGCCUUCGGCCAGAGCACGGUGGCAGUUUCACCCGGCGGUAUAUUGCAAGUGAAACCACCGCUGCUCCUGAGUCCCUCUGCCUACAGCACCUGGCUUCAGCUUGUUUCUCCUUCGGCACGCUGGGCACUUGGGAGCAUCAACUGUUUCACUCAGAAUAUACCGCCUGAUGAAACUGCCAUCGCAGUCUGGCCCUCAUAUUGGUCUUGGGCAAUGUAUUGAUACAUCACCUAGGCCUAGACAGGAGUGGCGAAAACCCAGGGGAUGACUGCCACAGGCACCGCUUGACUCAAGUACAGUUGUGGCAAGACAGCAGGAGAGCAACAGAGGUCUAUUAAUCAGGCAUGGUUUUGGUUCUGCUAUGCCUGCUUUUGGGUGCCAGCUCUCAAUAACGGACAGAGAAAGGCCGCAGGGACUGAGCUCCUAAGAGCAACAAUUCCCAUCAGCCCCUUAGGGACAGUCAAAGGACAAGGGUGAGCUAACCUCCUUCCCCUUCUUGCUGGAACCGUUAGCAGGGCUCAAGCCUCCACUUCAGUAACAUUGAUACAAAGUACAGAAAGGUACUAAAUCCUGCAGUUAUGGUGGGAUUGACUUUACAAGAGACUCUUAAGUUUAUGUCGGGUGCUGCUAUUUUGCUUUUAAUAGUUUAAGAACUUGCCCACCCAGUAAUAAUUUCCUAGACUUGAAGGUAGUCGGGUGUGUGUGUGGAAUUUUGGUAUCAUGUUUGCCUCACAAUAGCAAAAUUUUAGUUGGUGUCAGGUAGGCAUGGUCACAAUAGGCUGCCAAUGUUGCUCCCUGCCAAUCAACACUUUACUGCGUGUAUUAUUUGUGAAGUGUAGGAAACAGCCAUUUGAAAGCUUUAAGAGAAGUUUACAUUUAUUUAAAAGCUUCACUCCUAUGUGCAUCUAUUUGGGAGUAAGCCCUGUUGAAUAAAUGAGACGUGCUCCCGAGUGAAUAGAUUGAGGCUGCACCUGAUAUUUUUUCUUUCUACUUGCUCUUCUCUAGAAAGCAUACAAGAUGGUCCUUUGUUGUUGUUUUAUUAGUCUAGAGUUCCUCUGAGAGCCUGGUGCACCAUCUUCUUCACUUUUUUAGUCACACCUGCUAGUUUUAAGAGUGGAGUCCUGGGGCUGAUGGGAAUUGUAGUACAAAACUUCAAGGGUAUGAGGUUCAGGAGGGCUGGCCUAGGUGCUAAAUGAUUGAUCUGUCACUAUGAUCCUUAUAUAAAUCAUGUUAAAUGUUUAUUUUUCUCCUGCCCCUGCCUUUUCUCCAGCAAUCUGAAAUUUGGCUGAACUAAUUAUGCUUAUGUAAAAUGCCUAUUUGGAUCCUUUUAUUACUGACUAGCCUUUUUGUAUGCCUUAACCAAUAAAUACUUUAUGUUGUUGAUGAAGUUCAA
Molecule: messenger RNA, 3857 nt
Organism: Podarcis raffonei (Aeolian wall lizard)
Lineage: Eukaryota; Metazoa; Chordata; Lepidosauria; Squamata; Lacertidae
Gene: LACTB
Product: lactamase beta
Exons: 6
Coding region: 43-1617 (524 amino acids)
Source: RefSeq, a predicted model, not a curated record